UUGUUGCCACGACACGAUUUGUUUUGUGAAACGACACUGUCAGGCCUGCCAUCACGCAAAAGAAGGUGGGACGAUGAAGGAAAUUUAUUUUUCAGAGAAGUCGCUAGGCCUAAAUUAGUCCAGCGGUAUUUUGAUGAUGCUGCAGCUAUCGAUAUUCAUAACCACAUCAGGCAGGACGGAUUGGCGUUAGAGAAAGCUUGGGGCACACAUGAAUGGGAACAUAGAGUUUAUGCCUCAGUUCUAGGCAUUAUAGAAACAAAUGUGUAUUUGAUUUUUAAUAAUUUCUUCCGCGCCGAACAUGACCAGGUGUCUCACACAUGGUUUACUACCAACCUGGUAUUCGCUCUGACUAAAAAUGACGUUAAUAACCUACAAGAGAAUGAGCCGCCACCACAUGAGCACAUCCCUCAUAUGAGAGAACACAUUCUUGAAGCCUUGUCAAAAUCAGAUGACAGAAAGAGAGUUCAACACAAGUGUAUAGUUUGUUCGAGAGUCCACAAGAAACAGCAGAAAGCGAGCUACUUUUGCAAGACAUGUGGUUUGCGAUGUGUUUUAUGCUUCCCACAGACAGGAAGAAACUGCUUCACCUACCACAUCACGAAUGAAAUUCCUGCAUAA
This is a messenger RNA of Parnassius apollo (apollo), 618 nucleotides long. The record is from the annotation of a GenBank genome assembly. NCBI's taxonomy places the organism in Eukaryota, Metazoa, Arthropoda, Insecta, Lepidoptera, Papilionidae.